Messenger RNA from Monoraphidium neglectum, 1071 nucleotides. RefSeq lists its product as hypothetical. Gene Ontology annotation, biological process: potassium ion transport; transmembrane transport. Gene Ontology annotation, molecular function: voltage-gated potassium channel activity. Gene Ontology annotation, cellular component: membrane. The coding region runs from base 1 to 1071 and encodes 356 amino acids. Lineage: Eukaryota; Viridiplantae; Chlorophyta; Chlorophyceae; Sphaeropleales; Selenastraceae. The transcript has 14 exons. The record is from RefSeq and is a predicted model, not a curated record.
AUGAUCUGCGAGCCCGCCUUCCUGGCCUUCGCCCCCAACCUCGGAUUCUUCCCCGUAAACAGCCCCGACACCAUCAUCACCUCGCUGCUCAUAGUGGCCUAUGCCCUGGACAUCUGCCUGAACUUCUUCGUGGCGUAUUAUGACGAGGACGGGACCCUUGUAACAAACCCCCGGGCCAUCGCUCGGCACUAUGCGGAGUGGCAGCUGUGGGUCGAUCUGAUCACCACGAUCCCCUUUGACUGGAUUGUGCUGGGCCUGAGGCACGAGUCUACAGUAGCAACUCGCUACGUCAGCCUGCUGCGCCUGCUGCGCAUCGGGCGCGCCUACCGCCUCAAUAAGUGGGCCCUGUUCCUCACCAACAACACCAGCCUCAGCUUGUUUUGGCUGACCAUGCUGCGCAACGGCCUCGUGCUGUUCUACUGCACACACAUCGGUGCCUGCGUCUUCUUCUACCUUGCUCGCCAGACCGAGGGCUCUGUGGUGCUGUGGCUGACGCCCGCGCACGACGCCGUCACCGGGGCGGGCGGCAUGCCCGACGCGUCGCCGUUUGGCAAGUACAUCUUCUCCCUCUACUGGUCCGUAGUCACCUUUGCCACGGUCGGGUACGGCGACAUUCACGCUCAGACAGUCGAGGAGGCCGCCUUUGUCACGUUUUACAUCUACCUCAACGUUUUCGUCGGCGCCUACAUCAUAGGCACGGUCACCCUGCUGGUGACGCGCGCCGACGAGGAGACAGGGCGGUACAGGUCUGAGCUGGCAGUUCUGGAGCAGUACGGUGCCACGCACCGCAUCCCGAAGGAUAUGCUGUCCGCAAUGCGGGGCCACCUGCGCCUGCACCACAGUGCCCAGGAGGCCACCGAUGAGCGGGUGCUGGCUGUGCUGCCGUCUGCAAUGCGGCACAGGGUGCUGGGUUACAUGUACAGCGGCGUGCUGGCAGACUCAUGGCUGCUGGAGGGGGUCCACCAGAAGUUCCUUGACACCUUGCUGGGGUCAGCAAAGAUGGAGUAUGUCAUGCCCAAGGUCGAGAUUGUUAGCGAGGGUGAUCUGGUGAAUGAGUUGCGCGCGCCGUGA